AUGAUAAAAUCCCAUGCCAUCCUACUCCAUCCUGCCCAGGAUGUGACUCAUCCCUUUGUCCAGCACAUCUACAGGGUCCACAACACACCCACUAGACAUGUAGUUGCCGUCUUAAGUUAUCAAAUUGAUAGUCAAGGUACCAGUGCUUAUGCUCGGAUGUUUGCGUGGGUGACCAUUUCCAUUGCCAAGGCAACUACACUGUCACUGGUCAUUCAGACACUGACGCCGGUAGAGGUGUUCCACUGCAUCACGAAUCGACAUUCUCCUCUGUUUCUCAAACAAAUUCAACCAGAGGGCAUUGGCAGUAUCUGUUGCAUGGGGCAAGGUUUCAAAUCUUGGAGUCCUAGAUCAUCAGAAGCUUUGGAGAGCAAAGGAAAGAAGGAAUGGAAACAACCAUGGUUGCCCAGCAAAUUCAGGCAUGGAGCCCAUGACAGUGCCCUGCAGCCACUUGUUCUGCAUUCCCCACCAACCACCAUGGCAGGUGGUAGACCCCAGCCUUCUGCUACCCUGGAGUACCUCAUUGACAUCCGGGGCCCUGACUACGUUCUUUUUGCCUCCAACCGGAUGGUUGCCAGCAAUAUUGUCCAGAUGAAGGAUGAUAGUGAUAGGAUGUUUCAGAUGAGUGAAAAACUCUUACUCCUGGGUGUUGGAGAGGCUAGAGAUAUUGUGGAGUUUGAAGAAUAUAUUCAGAAAAAUAAAAAUGUACAACUUUAUAAGAUGCAAAAUAGACAUGAGUUGUCUCAGACAGAAGCAGCUAAUUUCACAUGCCAAAACCUGGGUCUUUGGAGUUGGACCCCAUAUCAUGUGAACCCGCCUGGCUAUGAUGAACAUGAGGGGCCAGCACUCUACUACAUGAACUACCUGGCUGCCUUGGCCAAAGUCCCUUUUGCAGCCCAUGGUUACAGUGCCUUCCUGACUCUCAGUAUCUUGGACCAGUACUAUACACCAACUGUCUCACAUGAGAGGGCAGUAGAGCUUCUUAGAAAAUGUCUGGAGGGGCUCCAGAAGUACCUCAUCUUGAAUCUGCCGACCUUCAGUGUUCGAAUCAUUAACAAAAACAGCAUCCAUGACCUGGAUAACAUUUUCUUCCUUAAACAUGACUGCUAA
Molecule: messenger RNA, 1107 nt
Organism: Sciurus carolinensis (gray squirrel)
Lineage: Eukaryota; Metazoa; Chordata; Mammalia; Rodentia; Sciuridae
Product: proteasome subunit beta type-2-like
Biological process (GO): proteasomal protein catabolic process
Cellular component (GO): proteasome core complex, beta-subunit complex; nucleus; proteasome core complex
Molecular function (GO): peptidase activity
Source: RefSeq, a predicted model, not a curated record